GGCAGAGGGUCCAGCCGCACCAACUAAAGCGCUAACAGCUCCGGCUCCCGCUCCCAUUUCCCAGUGGAAGGUCGUCCAGUUUCGCCGCUGCCGCCGCUUUUCCUCCUCCCCGGCAGAAAAUCGCGUGGAGGGCUGGCUCCUUUCCCAGUCUCCGCGAUCGCAGUAGCGGCGUGGCUAUUUUAAAAGCCAUUCCCACCCCACCUCUCUCUACGCCAGGGAGUUCCUCCUAUCUCGGGACCCGUCUCAGUUUCAAACCGCCGGCUCCCAGGCAAUCAAGGUUAUACUCGUAGGCGCCUGGUGCGCGCGCACGUGUCCGGGGGUAAAGCAGCGGAAUCUCGCCUUGCAGAAUUUCGCCUUCUGAGGCGGAACGCCCCGUUUUCCCGCUUGCCGCUCCCCCCCCCCCUCCAAUCCCUACCUUCGGGCUGCCUCGGGGAAAUGGAUUCCCGAGCGUGAACUAUUAAACUGCUUCUUGGCAAGUUAUGCUUGCUGCCUGCCAUGCGGUUGUGAGCUGUCUUGAAUAAAACGCACCCGGCGGGAGAAAAGGGAACCAAACUAAGGAGGGGGAAAUAUAUAUAUAUAUAUUAUAUAUAUCCAGGACGCGUCUCUUUCUCUACUCCCAAGUUUUCAGUUCAGCCGCCUCGAGAUGGAUGAGGAUGGGAUUCACCUCCACAGAAUGGCCCGCGCGUCAUACCCUGACGGUUCAUUUCAUGGGGUGGAGUUUCUCCCAGAAAAUUUCAGAGAUGCUUCUAAUGAAACAACAAUGAGGAUGAAUGAGAAAUACUCCACAUUACCUGCUGAGGAGAAGGGAAUCCAUAUCAUCAACAUCAGAGCUAUUGAAGACAUCGGCUAUGUUCGCACGGAAAGUACGCUAUUAAAUUCAUUCUCACAAGAUCCAGAUGCCAACUGCAAAUAUGGACUUUUUUUUAGAGAUGGCAAAAGAAAAGUGGAUUAUAUUCUCGUUUACCACUACAAGAAAUCUUCAUUUAGUAGGACACUCACUCGGCGAAUCCAUUUCAAUGAUUUGGGACCUCGGAGCGUUAAGCAAGAUAAACCACUUCCUGGAAAAGGAGGGCAGCUUAGCAUGGAUGAAAGUGCACCUCACAUAGAUUAUCAUGAAGAUGACAAGAGAUUCCGUAGAGAAGAAUAUGAAAGCAACCUUAUGCAGACUGGCCUUGAGUUGGAAAGAGAUGAAGAUACAAAAAUUCAUGGUCUUGGAUUUAUAAAAAUUCAUGCUCCUUGGAAUGUUUUAUGCCGCGAAGCAGAGUUUAUGAAACUGAAGAUGCCUACAAAAAAGGUGUAUCAAAUUCAUCAACCUCAUGGACUUUUGAAAAAGAUCAAUUCUGUAAUCCAAAAAAUAACAGAACCCAUUCAACCUAAAGUGGCAGAACAUAAGCAUCAGACAGUGAAACGACUUUCCUAUCCUUUCUCAAGGGAGAAGCAACACUUGUUUGACCUCUCUGAUAAAGACUCCUUUUUUGAUAGCAAAACUAGGAGUACCAUAGUUUAUGAAAUACUGAAAAGAACUACAUGCACCAAAGCAAAAUAUAGCAUGGGGAAAGGAGAGGGAAGAAAGAAGGACACUACCCUUUUAAAUAAAAGACGAAAAUGUGAUAAAUAUGGGAUCACCAGUCUACUUGCCAAUAAUGUUUACAGUGCUGCAUAUCCCUUGCAUGAUGGUGAUUAUGAAGGUGAAUAUGUUGAGCCAAAUGACAGAAAACUCCUGUGUGAAGAAUGGGCAAGUUAUGGAGUAUUUUAUAAAUAUCAACCAAUUGACUUAGUCAGGAAGUACUUUGGUGAAAAGAUUGGACUAUAUUUUGCCUGGCUGGGAGUUUAUACACAAAUGCUCAUUCCAGCUUCUAUUGUGGGAAUUAUCGUGUUCCUUUAUGGUUGUGCAACUGUUGAUGAGAAUAUACCAAGCAUGGAGAUGUGUGACGAGAGAAACAAUAUCACCAUGUGUCCCUUAUGUGACAGAACAUGUAGCUAUUGGAAAUUGAGCUCUGCUUGUGCCACUGCUCGGGCUAGCCAUCUUUUUGAUAAUCCAGCCACUGUCUUCUUCUCAGUCUUCAUGGCUCUCUGGGCUGCUACCUUUAUGGAACACUGGAAGAGAAAACAGAUGCGUCUGAAUUACAAAUGGGAUCUUACUGGUUUUGAAGAAGAAGAAGAGGCAGUCAAGGAUCACCCAAGAGCUGAGUAUGAAGCAAAAGUAUUAGAAAAAUCUCUCAAGAAAGAAUACAGAAAUAAAGAGAAGGGCCAGCAAUUGCCAGAAGAGGCAGCUAACAAAUGGCGACAAAGAGUUAAGAGAGUCAUGGCUGGGAUGAAAUUGACUGAAAAAGAAAAACUGACAUGGAAAGAUCGUUUCCCAGCAUACUUCACAAAUUUUGUGAGCAUUAUUUUCAUGAUUGGACUGACAUUUGCUAUUGUUUUUGGGGUUAUUAUAUACCGAAUCUCCACUGCAGCAGCUUUAGCCAUCAGCUCCUCUCCAGGAGGCAGGUCGAAUGUUAGAGUGACUGUCACAGCCACUGCAGUAAUUAUUAAUCUGGUGGUAAUAAUAAUCUUGGAUGAAGUAUAUGGCUGCAUAGCUAGAUGGCUGACUCAGAUUGAGGUUCCAAAAACAGACAAAAGUUUUGAAGAACGACUUAUCUUCAAGGCCUUCCUUCUGAAAUUUGUUAAUGCUUACACCCCCAUUUUCUACGUUGCUUUCUUCAAGGGCCGAUUUGUUGGACGCCCAGGAGAUUAUGUCUACAUUUUUCGUUCUCUUCGAAUGGAAGAGUGUGCUCCUGGUGGUUGCCUGAUGGAAUUGUGUAUACAACUUAGCAUUAUAAUGUUGGGGAAACAGCUGAUUCAGAAUAACCUUUUUGAAAUUGGCAUCCCGAAAAUGAAAAAAUUUAUAAGGUACUUGAAGCUGAAACGACAAAAUCCUGUAGAUUAUGAAGAGCAUAUGAAGAAAAAACAGCGUUAUGAAAUAGAUUAUAAUCUGGAACCUUUUGCAGGACUUACUCCAGAAUACAUGGAAAUGAUAAUCCAGUUUGGUUUUGUAACCCUGUUUGUUGCAUCCUUCCCAUUGGCUCCCUUGUUUGCAUUGCUCAACAAUAUCAUUGAGAUACGUCUGGAUGCAAAGAAAUUUGUCACUGAGCUUAGGAGGCCAGUUGCAGUGAGAGCUAAAGAUAUAGGGAUAUGGUAUAAUAUCCUCAGAGGGGUAGGAAAAUUGGCUGUGAUCAUAAAUGCAUUUGUGAUCUCAUUCACAUCUGACUUCAUUCCACGCCUCGUGUACCUGUAUAUGUACAGUGAGAGUGGCACCAUGCAUGGCUUCGUGAACCAUACACUAUCCUAUUUUAAUGUCAGCAAUUUUCAAGGAGGAACUGCUCCAAAAGAUGAUAUGGAGCUUGGCUAUCCAGUGCAAAUAUGCAGAUACAAAGAUUAUAGAGAACCUCCAUGGUCUGAAAAUAAAUAUGAUAUUGCAAAAGAUUUUUGGGCUGUGCUUGCAGCAAGAUUAGCAUUUGUAAUAGUGUUUCAGAAUUUGGUUAUGUUUAUGAGUGACUUUGUUGACUGGAUUAUUCCAGACAUUCCCAAAGACAUUAGUCAGCAGAUUCACAAGGAGAAAGUUCUCAUGGUAGAAGUCUUCAUGAAAGAAGAGCAAGGAAAGCUGCAGCUGCUAGAAAACUGGAGAGACAAGGAUCAAAGGAGAGGUGAAAAUUGUAACAGUCACAGUCCCAGGUCAUCAAUGAGCCAUAGAGGGAGUGUAUCUUCCUGUCACUCAUGCCAUGUUGAGGUAUAGAAGAAGUCGAUGUUUUACACUGGGGCAUUCCAUUCACAAAGCAGCCAAUAUUUACAUGAUAGAACUUCAUACUUUAACAACCUGGUGCAUGUUUAAGCAUAUGCGACUGUUUCGCUUAUAUCUAUGUGAGAAAUAAUGUUCUUACGAACAGAAAGGACCAUAUUCUAUUUCUGACAAGUUUUCUUUUUUUAAUUUUGUUUCCUUUUUUGCACAAAAAUAAUGCAGGGAUUUUUUUAUAUAUAUAAAUAGAUAGGUAACUUGCAUAGUUAGCUUAGAGCUGUCACUGUUUUAUUUUUUAAAAGGAGAUAGGAUUCUGUAGACUCUUCUCUGAGAAUUUUAUAUUAGCGUAUUUAUUAAAAUAGGAUAAAAUGUAUGAACCAAACUACAACUAUUGGAAUAAUAAUAAGUCCCCCAUUCCUAAUAAGCUACAUCUGGGGUCUUGCAAUAUGCGAAUAAUAAUAAUAAUAAAUACUAUACUGUGGAGUGCUUUUUGCAAAGCUGUGGCAACCAAGGUCUGACUUGAAUCUGCCGACUUUUUUACAAGCAGAAAUCCUGUUGAAUUUCCUUGAUGAUAUGUUGAAUAACCUGAAUUUUCUCCAAAGUGAAUGUGGGAGCAAGAUUAUUUUGUUUUCCAUUUGAGAUUCUUGCCUCAAUUCAUCACUUCCAUCUUCAUUUCAUUUACUCUUAUGAAUAGAAUGGUCAGACUGAAAUCACUGUAAUCUUAGUCUCAUUAAUGAGAGCAAAUAACUGUACUGUCUUUCAUAUCUUCUUCUAUGAAAGAUAAACAAUUUAUGGAGGGGCAUUUAGUUUACUAAUUCAAAGUGUCUAGUGCACAUUCCAGAGGGGGAUUCUAAAGAGCAAGAGGCAUCAGCACAAUUUCCCCAAACACUGAAGGACCUUUGAAGAAAAAGUGUCCUGAGUUAAGAGCACACACAAAAACACACACA
Messenger RNA from Notechis scutatus (mainland tiger snake), 4722 nucleotides. RefSeq names its product anoctamin 1 (gene ANO1). Lineage: Eukaryota; Metazoa; Chordata; Lepidosauria; Squamata; Elapidae. Gene Ontology annotation, molecular function: protein dimerization activity; intracellularly calcium-gated chloride channel activity. Gene Ontology annotation, cellular component: plasma membrane. Gene Ontology annotation, biological process: chloride transmembrane transport. The record is from RefSeq and is a predicted model, not a curated record.